This is a messenger RNA of Camponotus floridanus (Florida carpenter ant), 1414 nucleotides long. RefSeq names its product putative serine/threonine-protein kinase A. Gene Ontology annotation, biological process: protein phosphorylation. The transcript has 6 exons. The record is from RefSeq and is a predicted model, not a curated record. Gene Ontology annotation, molecular function: ATP binding; protein kinase activity. Bases 277 to 1245 code for a protein of 322 amino acids. Lineage: Eukaryota; Metazoa; Arthropoda; Insecta; Hymenoptera; Formicidae.
UUUAUUAUAUAUAUCUGAAACUGAUAGAAGCAUAGCUUUACUCUAUACAUAUUGUGUAAGCAGUACAUAUAAAUUUAUUGUUUAAAUUAGGAAAGUCAUAAUGUUUGCGUAUGUUUCUGUUUGAGCUAAACAGAAAUGUUUUCGUCCACAUGAUCUAUCAAAACAAACUGAAUAGUCCUUCAAUAAGGAGUUACAUGCCAUAGGUGAAAUAUUUCCACACACUUUUGCCUUAAAUAAAAUAAUUUAAAGUUUCUUUCAUUUUGUGUGAAAGUGAAAAUGGAUCCAUACAUCGACGAUUACACAUUCGAAAGCAUACUCGGCAAAGGAACCUUUGGGUAUAUAAUAUUGAAUUCUUGUAUAAUGCGGGAGAUAUAUACGUGCUAUAUAUGUUUUAGAACGGUAUACCUGGUGAGAAGAAAGAAAGAUUUAAAGCUGUUUGUUAUAAAAGCACAGGAUUUAGAUGCGAUCAAAUAUUCGCCUUCCAAGAGAGCAUUAGCAGAGAUACGAUGCCUGAAAAGAUUGAGACAUCCAAAUAUAGUAUUUUAUUAUGGAGCAUGGAAGAAAAAUAAUCAAAGUUUUAUUCUUAUGGAAUAUGCAACUCGAUGUACUCUCAAGGAUUUGCUGGAAAAACGAGAAAAGCCACUUAAAGAAGAGGAUGCACUAUACUUGUUUUCACAAGUUACUUUGGGAGUACAUCAUAUCCACUCGAACAAAAUUCUUCAUCGAGACUUAAAACCAGAAAAUAUCAUGUUGACUGGAAGUCGUGGAGAUAUCGUUAAAAUCGGUGAUUUUGGUCUCGCAAAAAGUAUCCAAGAAGAUCCAAUAACUUGUCACGCAGGAUCUUACUAUUAUAUGGCUCCAGAAAUGUUCACUGUACAAUCAUACGAACUUAAGUGUGAUAUAUGGAGCAUGGGCGUUAUACUAUACGAAAUGAUUACGAAGAGACUUCCAUUCCCAGCUACGAAUCUAGAGGAAAUUACGAAAUUAGUGUUCAACAGCCCACCGCGGCCUUUACCACAACAGACAUCGGCAUCCAUUGUUAAUCUGAUAUCGAAAAUGUUGAGGAAACAAAGUUCGUCCCGACCCCGUACUGAUCAGCUCGUAGUUUGCCAUUUUCUUGCUCCUUAUGUCGUUCGAGUAUACUUAAAUCUCGGACGUAGUAUUAAUCUCGCUAAAAGAGAACGCGAAAGCUUUGGAUCGCACAUUUUCUUAAAAUUUCUGAAUUCAUCGCGAUCGACAUUUUGAUAUAUGAAUUCUUGAGGAAAAAUUUAUUCCAUCUGAAAUUACACAUUAAAUGACUAAAUAUUGAUUGAGCUUUUGAACUCCACCUGAAAUUACACGUUAAAUGACUAAUAUUAAAUUUUAAAAGUGCUUCUUAUCGUGCGUCAAUUAUAUUUUAUAUAGGCCAAAAAUU